This is a messenger RNA of Punica granatum (pomegranate), 1123 nucleotides long. The record is from RefSeq and is a predicted model, not a curated record. NCBI's taxonomy places the organism in Eukaryota, Viridiplantae, Streptophyta, Magnoliopsida, Myrtales, Lythraceae.
CCACAAAAACGGGAUGUUGCUGUUGGUGUACCAUUAUAUGCCUAACGGGAGCCUCGACGUCCAUAUCUUGUGCCCGCCAGAGAAUGCGGCUUUGGGCUGGAACCUCAGGUAUAAGAUCUUAUCCGAUGUCGCAUUGGCCCUCCACUACCUUCACAACGAGUAUGACCAGAAGGUCCUCCUCCGCGACCUCAAGGCCAAUAAUACCAUGCUCGACGGUGAAUUCAAUGCCCGGCUCAGCGAUUUUGGCCUUGCCCGUGCCAUUGACAAUGGGGAGACAUCUUAUGCCGAGCUUGAUGGUGUACCUGGCACAUUCGGAUACAUUGCCCGGAGUGCCUCCACACUGGGAAGGCCUCAAGAGAAUCGGAGGUCUACAGCUUCGGGGCAGCGAUUCUAAAGGUGAUUUGUGGCCAAAGGCCCUGGACCAAGAUCGGUGAUUUCCAACUCCUGGUGGACUAGGUCUGGUACCUUCACCGUGACAGGCGACUGUUGGAGGCAGUGGACGGGCGGCUGGGCGGCGAUUAUGUUGCUGAGGAGACACAGAGGCUUAUGUUCCUUGGCCUGGCCUGCUCCUACCCAAUAGCUAGCGAGAGGCCCAAGACUCAAGCGAUCGUUCAAAUCAUGUCCAGUUCGGUGCCGCCACCUCAGGUCCCGCCGUUCAAGCCUCCAUUCGUGUGGCCGUCAAUGGGCUCGCUGAACAUCUACGGGGACACCACCGACACGACCCCGAUCACGUCAUCGGCAUUUGGGUUGAGUUGGACGCAGCGAGAGAGCUUCGCUGGGUACAACGACAGCUCCCUCUAAUGAACUGCUCCACAAGGAAUUCUUAGCUUUUUUUUUUCUCCCUGUAUAAUUGAAAUUUCGAAAAUGUAAAUUAAUUUCUCACUCUUAUUUUUUAUUUCUAGUUGUCCUUUCCUUUUUUGGUUUGGUAAUUUUCCUGGUCUAUUUUGGGCAGCGGCAGGCAACCAUGGAUUGUUUGUGCAAUCAGCCUCAUUUUAGUUUAUUUCUUCCCUUUCUUUUCGUUUCUCUCUUUAAUAUUUGGAUUUUGUCGAUUAUUUUAGAUUUUGCAUGAGGGGAUGUACAAGAAAUAUUGUACAGUCAAAUCAUUCAAAAAUAAUCAUUAAUU